AUGGUGGGCGCAGAGGAGGACAUCGCAGUCAUCGGCAUUGGAUGCAAUUUUCCUGGAGGUGAGGCACUGGACAACUUCUGGAAAGUUCUGUUGGAGGGAAAAAACUGUGUGGUAGAUAUUCCAGCAGAGAGAUUUGACACCAGCUUUUGGUAUAGUGCUGAUGGUAGCAAACCUGGGAAGACGCAAACAACCAAGGCAGCUCUCAUAGAGGGGUUUAAUGAGUUUGAUCACAAGUUUUUUGGCAUCACUGAAGCAGAGGCCAAUUUCAUGGACCCUCAGCAAAAACUCCUUCUUCAGUGUACAUACAGAGCAUUAGAGGAUGCAGGAAUGUCAAUUGAAAGCAUCAGUGGAAGCAGAACUGGAGUUUACAUAGGCCUGAUGAACAGGGAUUACGAGAUGCUCCAAAGUAAUAGUCCUACUACAAUAACCCACUACAACGGCACUGGAACAGCCACAAGUGUGGCAGCCAAUAGAAUUUCCUUCACCUUUAAUCUCACAGGCCCUUCUCUUGCCAUUGACAGUGCCUGUUCCUCAUCUUUAGUGGCUCUACAUUUAGCCUGUCAGGCUAUAAAGCAAGGAGACUGUGAGCUGGCCCUGUGUGGAGGUGUCAGCUGUAUAAUUGAGCCAAGAGUGUUUGUUGCUCUCAGCAAGGCAAAUAUGAUCUCACCUGAGGGAAGCAGCAAACCCUUCUCCAGCAGAGCAGAUGGCUAUGGUAGAGGGGAGGGCUGUGGGGUUGUUCUCCUCAAACCUCUGAAAAAGGCUACAAAUGACUGGAACAAAAUAUGGGGUGUCAUCAGCAAAACAGCUGUCAACCAAAAUGGUCACUCUGUCACACCAAUCACCAAACCCUCCAUGGUUCAACAAGAGGAGCUGCUGCGAAGAAUCUACUCAGAGGGUGACCUCGCAAAUGUCCAGUACAUAGAAGCACAUGGGACUGGGACCCCAGCUGGAGACCCAAUAGAGGCAGCAAGCAUCUCAAAUGUCAUUGCUAAAGCCAGACCUCCUGGUUCAGAGAUACUACAGAUUGGCUCAGUGAAGGGCAACAUUGGACACACAGAAUCUGCAGCUGGGGUGGCCGGACUCAUUAAGGUACUUUUAAUGAUGAAGCAUGAGACUAUAGUUCCCUCAGUUUACUACUCUGAAGACAGUGCCAGUGUAGAUGCAAAAACUCUGAGUAUAAGUAUUCCAAUUAAAGCUGAAUUUUGGGAGACACACAGCCCAUUAGAAAGGGUAGCUGGGAUCAACAGCUUUGGAUUUGGAGGAACAAAUGCACAUGUAAUUGUAAGAGAGCACAAACAGACCACCAUUAACAAGGAGAUCCCAAAAGACUGCACAAAACUCUUUGUAAUUUCUGCAGCCUCUGAGAAAUCACUUAUCCUGUCCAUUACGGACACCCACCAGAGACUAUGCAACAAUCAAACUGUUGACUUACAGGCACUGUCAUACACCUCAGCAUGUAGAAGGAGUCAUUCCAGACACAAAUAUAGGAAAGCCUUCUUAACAUCUUCCCUCUCAGAUUUAGAACAUCAGCUGACAUCUGCACUGAAGACAAAGGUUGAGUCAUUAAGAUCUGAUACCCAGGUCAUCUUUGUAUUUUGUGGAAAUGGGGUUGCCUACAGGGAUAUGUGCAAGCAACUACUGACAGAGGUUCCUGUUUUCAGAGCCAAGGUCAGAGAAGUUGAGCAUCUCUUCCAGAGACAUCAAAACAUCAGUAUCAGUAAAUGGCUUGCUAGUGACUAUGAUGAUGAUUUUAGUAAGCCAGAUGUUGUCCAGCCUCUUCUUUUUGCUAUCCAGGUUGGUAUUGCUGAACUCCUAAAGUGCUGGGGUAUCAAACCUGAUGCAGUGCUUGGCCACUCUGUAGGUGAGGUUGCUGCAGCUCACUGUUCUGGCCUCUUGUCUCUUGAAGAUGCUGUAAAAGUGUUGCAUCACCGCAGUGCUCUUCAGAGCAAGGUGACAGAAGGGAAAAUGCUUGUGGUCGGUAAUGUGGCUGUAGAAAAGGUAUUAGAACUUCUUCAAGUCUUCCCAGGCAAAAUUAGUGUUGCAGCUUUCAACAGUCCUCAGUCCUGCACACUGUCAGGAGAUGAAGAUGCUAUAGACUUCCUCCAUGAAAGGCUAAAGAUUCUGUUUAGAGAUAAAAAUCUCUUCCUCCAUGUCUUGGAUGUUCCAGCAGCAUACCAUAGCCAUAUAAUGGAUCCUUUACUAAAUGACAUUGAGAGAAGCAUAGAUUUUCUGGAAGUCAACAGCAUGGAAUGCAAACUUUUCUCAACAGUGACUGGAGACAGUUAUUCAGACGGUGACUUCUGCACCGGCAGGUACUGGGCAAAUAACAUUCGUGAACCUGUUUUAUUUGAGCAAACGCUGCGUGCUGUCACCAAAGGCGAUCAGUCAAAGAGAAAUCUGGUCUUUGUGGAGAUUGGACCUUGCAGGGUUCUACAAAGAAACAUACACGAAAUUCUGGGAAACAACGCCAUAGUCCUUUCCUCUGUCCAGCCAGAGAACGAUUAUGACUCAAUCUUGUCAACUGUGGCAAAAUUAUUUGAAUUGGGCAUAAAUGUAGACUGGCAUCAGUUCUACAGGGGUUGCAAGACAUUGCCCACAGCUUUCCCAGUCUAUCAGUUUGACCACUCAAAAACAGGACUGAAUUUUGGACAUGGAAAAGGUAACGAGUUACCUGCUUUUUCUCCCCAUACACUCAUAUCUCAAAGAAAUCAGGAUAACAAAGAGUAUAUGUGCAACAUCUCAUUAGAGAUGACACCAUAUCUUUGGGAGCAUAAAAACAAUGGUGUUUCCAUUGUACCAGGUGCAUUUUAUGUUGAACUAGCUUAUGCCUCAGUGAUGGCAAGUUUAAGGCCAAAGAAACCUGUGUCUCUGCUCCAGCUCAGUGUUGGAUUUGAGAGUCUGUUUACACUCUGCUCAGACCAUCAUCAUCUGAAAGUGACACUUGAGCAUGGAGAGAAUGAGGGUUCCUUUAAAAUACAGUCUCCUGUCGCAACACACGCCUCCGGCACAUACAGGUGUAAAGAUGGUCAAUCGCUUUUAGAGGAACCAAGCAUUUGUCUCAACAGGAUCUCCCAAAGGUGCAACUUGACUAUGAAGGGGAAAGAGAUCUAUUCAGCUCUUUCACAAGCAGGAUUUGAAUACGGCUCUCUCUUUAAACAGCUCAGUGAUGUGUAUUUUGGAGGUGAAUUCAAGGAAGCUAUGACAAAAAUUCAAGUCCAUGGAGAACUUCUAAAACACCUUCAUGAUUAUUUCAUCCACCCUGUGUUAUUAGACUAUUUUCUGCAAAUGACUGCAGUGGUAGCUACUGGACAACUAACAGCCAAGCUGGGAUUCCCAUCAGCUAUUGGUAGUGUGGCCAUUUCAGGACCACUACAAGAGGAAAUGGUCUUGUACUUGCGAACAACCCAGGAGACUCUAGACUUCCUUGAAGUAUGUGGUUGCUUUUCCACCACAGAGGGGAAAGUACUCGUGGAACUUAAGGCAGUGAGGAUCUCAAUUUUGGGCAAUUGUCCAAAUGUUCUUCAGUCAUUGUUCUUCCACAAUGAAAUAAUCAUGAUUCAUGAUGAGAGAGACUUGCAGAAUUGCAAAAUCAAAGCAAUGGUUUUUGAAGAUAAAAUUGGCAUCGCUAAAGGAUUUAGACCAUAUUUACACCCAGAGUCAGUCACUGUGAAGAGCAGAGACCACUGGAUGUCAGGGCAACUUCAUGAUUUGGUCUAUCACUUAGCUAGCACCAAUGUGGAUUUGGAAGAUAUCCUCUUCUUCUGGGCUGUAGAGGACCUCAGUCACUUGUCAUCUGAGAAGAUGCUGGACUGCUUGGUUUCUUGCUGUGAACUAUUUCGGCAGAUUGUUUUAGCCUUGAAAGAGAGCAAACGUUCUUGCACUGUCCGUGUCAUAACCUAUAGAUCAACAGAAAUGACUGUGGACCAUGUCAGUGCUGGUUUUGUGCUAUCUGGUAUGAUGAGGGCGUGUGCAGCAGAGAUGGUGGGUCUCUGUUUUCAGCUGAUUGACCUUGCUUCUGUGACCAGUGAAGACAUUCAAAUGCUGCUUCAUGUAAUAAGUACCUGCAAACAACAAGAGAUUAUGAUCAGCAAAGGGCAGGCAUCAGCAGCAAUAAUGACACGGACACUAGUGAGUGACGAGGCUGUAUGUGACCCUGAUAUGAUGCCAUUGUGUCUGAGCAACUUUGUUCUACAGACAAGUGAGCCAUACAAAAUGGCUCACUUGUCUGCCAUCCCCUAUGACACAAAUAGAAAUCCUGUCCAAGAGAAGUCAGUUGAGGUUCAGCUAAUCCGUGUAUGUGUGCAUUCAUCUGAUUAUUUUCCUGUCACCACUUCACAUCUGAAGUGUGGCAAGACAAUGUACUGGAACAAGCACAUAUCUCAGAAUCACCCACUUCUGGCUUUAGAUUUUAGUGGCAUUGUCACAGCUGUUGGGAAAGACGUUCAUGAUCUAAGAGAGGGAGAUCAUAUUGCCUCGUGUUAUCCAGUUGCUGCUGCAGCAAAGGUUGUAAUUCCUGAAGCUGUGUGCUACAGCACAAAGAGACUUCCAUUUCUUGAACAGACUCCAUGUAUGUCGUAUUUUAUAGUGGCAUGGGUGAUUCUUCAGAAAAUACUACCUAUAGUAAAACAACAACACAGAAAGUUGGUUAUUGUCUCCUCAAACCCAGCCUCUGCUCUGGUGAAAGUUUUGGCUCUGACAGCAAACAGAUCAGGUUGGAAUGUUUCCUCUCUGCAGCAUUUCAGAGGAGAACCUUUAAAUUUUGAACAGGGCCAUGCAUUUGUUUUUCUACCCCCAUUCGAUCACACUUGGCAACUAAUUUAUGACAGUGGUGAGCUUGACAAGCACAUUAUUUUUGUGUGUAGCUCUCACAUGUCAUCCUCACUCUCAUCAGACAUGUUUGCACUGAAGAGUGAACACAUGCAUGUCCAUACACUUGAUGUGGCUAAUGUUCUCCAGAGAGCCAGUCUGCAAGCACAAAACAGGAACAUCUUCAACUGGCUACUGUCAUUAGGCUUCAAGUCAGUAUCUCUACCUUUGAAAAAGGAGACAUUUCAAAUAUCAACAACCGGAGACCCUCAGGCUAAUGCAGAAGCCGAGUCCUACUUCACAACAAAGACAGUGCAGCAAGUCGUGUUAGAUCACAGACAACUAGAUUAUCCAGUGUCUGAUAUUCAUUUGCUUACAAGUCCGAGACAGCUCUUCAAACAAAGCUGUGUUUAUAUUGUAACAGGAGGCCUUUCUGGCUUGGGAAUUGAGACAGUGAAGUUUGUCAUCUAUAAUGGUGGAGGGUGUAUUGUAACGCUGUCCAGAAGAACUGUGACAGAUGAAAUGCAGUUUGAAAUGGAACUCCUCGAGAAAAGAUAUGGUGUUGCUAUCAUAAAUAUCCAGUGUGAUGUUUCUGUGUCGAUGCAAGUAGUGGAUGCAGUCUCAAAGAUUGAGCAAAGAUUUUCUCCUUGUCCUAUCAAAGGGGUUUUUCACAGUGCUGCAGUGCUGCAUGAUGCACUGAUUGAUACCCUUGAUGAGUCCUGCUUUAUAAAGGUGCUGCAGCCCAAAGUCAGCGGUGUUCUAAAUCUUCACUAUGCAACUCUUCACAUCAAACUCGAUUUCUUUGUGUGCUACUCUUCCAUUUCUUCUUUCAUUGGCAAUGCUGCACAAUGUAACUAUGCAGCAGCUAAUUCUUUCCUUGAUACAUUCUGUCUUUACAGAAGAAAUCUUGGGCUUGCUGGACAGUCCAUCAACUGGGGUCCUUUGAACCUUGGUUUCUUGUUGAACAAAGACCAUUUUCAAAAGUUCCUGGAAGCAAAAGGAAUGAUGAUAAUGGAUGUGUGUGAGGUUCACCAGGCUCUCAAAAAGUGUCUUUUGAUGAACAGACCACAACAAGUAAUAUGCAAGUUCAACUUCAAAAAUCUUAACAUCCAUGUUCUUUCACAAAAUGCCUCUCUCAGAGAUCGACUGUCAUCUUUAGUGGAAAUGGAGCUCAGUGAAGAUAUUGAUCUCAGGGUUCAGCAUUUACCUUCCACACAUGAAAGUGUGAGAACAAUUGUCAGUGACCUUUGCACUAUCAGUUUAGAUGAGCUGGAUGAUGACUCUCCUCUUUGGGCACUGGGUAUUGACUCAAUGUUGGCCAUGACUCUACAGAACAAGAUUUUCCAAGAGACAGAUGUAAAUGUACCUUUGGUUAAAAUCCUGGACCCCAACAGUACAACGGCCACUUUGGUAACCAUUGUACAGAACAGUGGAUAA
Molecule: messenger RNA, 6243 nt
Organism: Monopterus albus (swamp eel)
Lineage: Eukaryota; Metazoa; Chordata; Actinopteri; Synbranchiformes; Synbranchidae
Gene: pks1
Product: polyketide synthase 1
Exons: 6
Coding region: 1-6243 (2080 amino acids)
Biological process (GO): fatty acid biosynthetic process
Molecular function (GO): 3-oxoacyl-[acyl-carrier-protein] synthase activity
Source: RefSeq, a predicted model, not a curated record